CGGGUCGGGUCUUUAUGCACGUCAGGUUCGGGUAUAAAGUGAAUUGGGUUGGCUUGGCGACUUCCGGUGAUACGAGCGACAGUGAUCAUUGGCGACUGAAUGGGCGUGUCCAUUUGCACGACAAAGUUGAGAAAUGUUUAACUUUAUGCAAAUUAUGAGCAACUUUCGGGAGCGACUACAAAUAAUAACGAAGCAGACAAUAUAUGUCGGGCUUGUGCAGAAUUCAGAAUUGAAUUGAGAAUGACUCAUAAAUUCCAAUUCAAUUCUUGAAUUUGAAUUGAAUUUGAAUUUAUGUCAAAAUAAAUUUCGUUCAAUGAACUCGUUCAGGCACAACACUGGGUAGGGGCGUGUUUGUUUAGGUGAUUUCAAAUAUCAACACUGGCUUUCAAACAUUGUGCACUCCGCCUUUAAGAGAAAAGAUAAGAUUUAUAGGACGGAUUGCUUGAGAUCACGCUUGUCUUGAGGAAGAUGAACCAGAAAACUCCAGUAUAAAACAAAGUCAUGUAACUUUUAUAUAAUCAUUGUCUGCAUUUCCUAUACCUGUGUAUUUUUUCCAAAACAUUGCUUGAUGUGACAUUACCUUACAAUUAUUCUUCUAAUACACUGAAUGAUUUUUUCAUGUUUAUAGGUUCAAUAUUGAUUAUAGAUAACAACUUAAUUAAAAAUGGCAUUUCAAGUCAAGGAACCUCAGGGAAACUCAACACUUCUGCAUGAGGUCUACCCAGAGCUUUACAUCACAGAGGGAGGGAGCGAAAAGGUCAAUGUACAUGAGGUGAGACAGAUUGACAUAUCAUCCAGAAGACCAGAGACACAAGAAACAUCAAUCAAGUGCAAAGAAAUCUUUAAAUCCUUACCUGAACAAAACAAACCCAUCAGAAGUGUGCUGACUAAAGGAGUCGCUGGAAUUGGAAAAACAUCAUCUGUGCAGAAAUUCAUUCGGGAUUGGGCUGAAGGACAGGGGAAUCAGGAUGUUCACUUCAUAUUUCCACUUCCUUUUAGAGAACUGAACUUGAUCAAAGACAAGAAUCUCAGUCUGAUGGAUCUUCUUCAUCAAUUCUUCACAAAUACCAAAGAGCUGAGAUCCACAGACCUCAAUGACUACAAAGUCCUCUUCAUCUUUGAUGGUCUGGAUGAGUGUCGGUUUGCUUUGGAUUUCCCAAACAAUCAAAGUUUGUUUAGUGUUACACAAUCAGCAUCUGUGGAUGUGCUGCUGACAAACCUCAUCAAGGGGAAUCUGCUUCCUUCUGCUCUGAUCUGGAUAACCUCUCGACCAGCAGCAGCCAAUCAGAUUCCUUCUGAGUGUAUUGACCAGGCCACUGAUGUACGGGGAUUCAACGAUGCUCAGAAGGACGAGUAUUUCAGGAAGAAAAUUAAUGAUCAGAUUCUGGCCAAUAAAAUCAUCACGCACAUCAAAUCAUCAAGAAGUUUGUACAUCAUGUGUCACAUCCCAAUCUUCUGCUGGAUUUCAGUCACUGUUCUAGAAAGAAUGCUGAGUAAGGCAGAGAGCGCAGAGAUCCCAAAGACUCUUACUCAAAUGUUCACACACUUCCUAAUCUUUCAAAUGAAACAAAAAUCUCAGAAGUAUGAUGGGAAAUGUGAACUAGAUCUUAAGGAGCUCAGAAAUACCAUCCAGUCACUGGGAAAGUUGGCUUUUGAACAACUGGAGAAAGGGAAUCUGAUCUUCUAUGAGGAGGACUUGAUACAGUGUGGCAUUGAUAUCAAAGAAGCUUCGGUGUAUUCAGGAGUUUGCACCCAGAUCUUCAAAGAAGAGUUUGGACUGCACCUCGGGAAGGUGUUCAGCUUUGUACAUCUGAGCAUUCAGGAGUUUCUUGCAGCUCUAUAUGUGUUUCUGCUUUUUGUACACAAAGCCACAAAUCUCUUUAGUUUCUACAAGUCAACAAUUAAUGACUUUCUAAAGAGAGCCGUUGACAAGGCCUUACAGAGUGAAAAUGGACACCUGGACCUCUUCCUCCGCUUUCUUAUGGGUCUUUCAUUGGAGUCCAAUCAGAAAAUGAUACAAGACCUCUUCACACUGACAGAGAGCAGUCAGGAAAUAAAUGAGUACAUGAAGCAAAAGAUUAGAGAUAAUCCCAAUACAGAGAAAUCUAUUAAUCUGUUUCACUGUCUGAAUGAACUGAAUGAUCAAUCGCUAGUGCGGGAAGUACAAGAAAUACGUUGGAAAAAGAUUUUCAGACACAGUCGACUUAAAUUGUCUCCUCCUCAGUGGUCAGCUCUGGCAUUUGAUUUGCUGAAUUCAGGAGACAAGCUUAUUGAAUUUAAACUCUGGAGAUAUAGCAGAUCUGAAAACGGUCUUCUGAAUCUGCUGUGUGUGGUCAAAGCAUCUACAAAAGCCGAUCUUAGUGGCUGUAAUCUCGGAGUGAAAGGCUGUUCAGCUCUGACCUCGGUUCUCAGCUCAAACUCCUCAAAUCUUAGAGAUCUGAACCUGAGUGACAACAAUCUGUGGGAUUCAGGAGUGAAGCUGCUUUCUGCUGGAUUGAAAAACCCUCAGUGUAAAAUUGAAAUAUUACAACUGCAACAAUGCUGGUUUAGACAGAAAGGCUGUUUUGCCCUUGUUUCAGCUCUGAGAUCAAACCCCUCACAUCUGAGAGAACUGAAUCUGAACUGUAAUAAACUAGGAGACUUAGCAGGGAAGCUGCUUUCUGAGUUUCUCGAGGAGCCACGAUGUAAACUAGAGAAACUACGAUUGUUUUCCUGCAGUAUUAAGGAGGAAGGUUGUUUUGCCCUGGCUUCAGCUUUAAGAUUAAACCCAUCACACCUAAGGGAACUGGAUCUGGGUCAUAAUAAACUAGGGGACUCUGGAGGGAAGCUGCUCUCUGAUUUUCUAAAGGAUCCACAUUGUAAAUUAGAGAAACUACUGUUGUCUUCUUGCAGUAUUAGAAGUGAAGGUUGUGUUGCUCUGGCUUUAGCUUUGAGAUCAAACCCAUCUCACCUGAGAGAACUGAAUCUGGGAGGUAAUAAACUAGGAGACUUAGAAGGGAAGCUGCUCGCUGAUUUUCUGGAGGAACCACAUUGUAAACUAAUGAAAUUGAGAGUGUCUUACUGCAGCAUUAAGGAGGAAGGUUGUGUUGCUUUGGCUUCAGCUUUAAGAUUAAACCCAUCACACCUGAGGGAACUGAAUCUGGGUGGUAAUACACUAGGAGACUCGGGAGUGGGGAUACUCUCAAAUUUUUUGAAGGAUCCACACUGUAAAGUAGCGACACUACAGUUGUCUUAUUGCAGUAUUAGAAAGGAAGGUUGUGCUGCUCUGGCUUCAGCUCUGAGAUCAAACCCAUCACACCUGAGAGAACUGAAUCUGGAUGGAAAUAAACUAGGAGAUUUGGGAGUGAAGCUGCUCUCUGAUGUACUUCAAGAUUCACAGUGUAAACUCGAAACACUACAAAUGUCUUUCUGCAGUAUUGGAAGCGAAGGUUGUGUUGCUCUUGCUUCAGCUCUGAGCUCAAACCCAUCACACAUAAGAGAACUGAAUCUGGUCGGUAAUACACCAGGACACUCAGCAGUGAGCAAGCUCAAUAAACUAGUGACUGAUCGAUACUUUAAAUUGAUUUUAUACGAAGAAUCACAAUCAAUGGCAUAGGUUACCAUUGCCUGACCAGAUUUUUUCUGCGGCACCUCAAAAAUAUCCACCCAAUCACUUCUUAAUUUAUGCACACAUAAAACCUAGACACAUAAUGAACUCCAUAGCCUCAAAAUCGUCUUAAAAAUCCUAAAACAUUUGUACUUGGAAAUAACAAACAUUUAAGAAGAAAGCAGAUUCAAUAUUACCCGUAUAAUAUAAAGCACAUAUGGGAUUUCUUUAUCCUCAGUCAUUUCUCUUGACAUCUAUUGACAUUAAAUGGAGAGAAUAUGGAAACUCCUUACCAAUUUGUCUUCAUUAGUUUUAGAAGACACCUUGGAAGUGUCACAAACUGAGCCUGAAUUGUCCAGAAUGAAGUUUCUGCAUGCAUAUUUUUUUCUUCAGUUUAAACACUGUUCAACUGUUAAUAUACAGCCCAUACAUUAAGACAUGUAACUUUUGUAGUCAUUUUAAUAAUGCAUUUUUCUGGAAUGAUUUAAAGGUUAUUUUGCAGAAAUACACAUUUAUUUGUUUUUUUCCUUUCUAUUUAAGACAAGAGCACAAGAAAGCUAACGAAAUGAUGAAAAUGUUUAUUGAUAAAUGCUUUUUGAUUUAGUGCAUGAUGGAAGACCAUUAAGUGAUUUUUUAAGAAAACAUUUCAGGAUUUUUCUCCAUAUAGUGAACUUCAGCCCUUUGAUGCAAUUUGGACCUUCAAAGCGUUGAGGUCCACUGAAGUUUACUAUAUGAAGAAAAAUCCUGAAAUUUUUCCCCCUCGAAAAACGUAAUUUCUUUUUAACUGAAGAAAAAAGACAUUUUGGAUGACAAAAUGAUUUUUUUUUAUUUAAUUGGAGUAAUCCUUUGCUUCAAUGUUUAUUGUAAUAGGAUAUGAUAAAACAGGCUUUAAAAUAUUGUCGACUGUGAGUGACACUUUCACCAUCCAUAGUGUAAUCCCGCUUGCAAUGCAGUUUGCAGUUACUGUACUUCACUAAGUAGUUGACCAGACAAAUAAUAUAAUUGAUUUAAUGUAAUUGUUUAAAUUUAGCUGUAAAUGUAUUUUGGCGUAGAUGUAUUUUAGCCUAGAUGUUUUAGUAGCUCCUAAACUGUGAAACAGCCUGGCCUUUGAAGUAGGUGAUCUUUAAUUUGGUUAUGGGAGUCUUUCACAAUUGUUUCAAUUGCAUGUAAGUUCUGUGUGUAUAUUAGAUGUUUUCUAUUUUUUAUUGUGCAGCACUUUGGGCAACAAAGUUGUGUGUAGAAAUAAAUUUAAGUUGAAGUUACUUCAUGUUGUAAGAGACCAGAGUUAUCAAAUGAAUUUACUGUAAACCACAGUUUAUUACUUUUAUAAAACCAUAUAAAAUCAUGGUCAAAAGUAUUAGCACCUAUUGCCAAAGAAUGAGGUAAAAGAUCUGAAUUGUUUAUCCUUUUGAUCAUUCAUCCACAAAAAUCUAACCUUUAUUUAAAGUAAAUGGGGAAAUCUCAUAAAAUAUGUUGUUUCAA
Messenger RNA from Misgurnus anguillicaudatus (oriental weatherfish), 5068 nucleotides. The record is from RefSeq and is a predicted model, not a curated record. NCBI's taxonomy places the organism in Eukaryota, Metazoa, Chordata, Actinopteri, Cypriniformes, Cobitidae.